AUGCAGCUCUACAAGAGCAUCUUCAGCCUGCUCAGCUUCGAGAAGAUCGGAUACACCGGGUUUUCCAGAGGUUUCUGGGGUUUUCUGGAAAAGGAGAUGCAGCUCUACAAGAGCAUCUUCAGCCUGCUCAGCUUCGAGAAGAUCGGAUACACCGAGGUUUCUGGGGGUUUUCUGGAAAAGGAGAUGCAGCUCUACAAGAGCAUCUUCAGCCUGCUCAGCUUUGAGAAGAUCGGCUACACUGGGUUUUCUGAAGGUUUUCUGAAGGCUUUCCAAAGUUUCUAUGGGGUUUUCCGAGGGUUUUCCAGAGGUUUCUGGGGUUUUCUGGAAAAGGAGAUGCAGCUCUGCAACAGCAUCUUCAGCCUGCUCAGCUUCGAGAAGAUCGGCUACACCGGUUUCUGGGGUUUUCUGGAAAAGGAGAUGCAGCUCUACAAGAGCAUCUUCAGCCUGCUCAGCUUUGAGAAGAUCGGAUACACCGAGGUUUCUCGGGGUUUUCUGGAAAAGGAGAUGCAGCUCUGCAACAGCAUCUUCAGCCUGCUCAGCUUCGAGAAGAUCGGAUACACCGAGGUUUCUGGGUUUUCUGAAAAGGAGAUGCAGCUCUACAAGAGCAUCUUCAGCCUGCUCAGCUUCGAGAAGCUCGGAUACACUGGAGCCGCGCGGGCCGCGGCGCGCAGGCCGGGCCUCGGGCGGGCCCCCGCGGGCAGCCCUGCCCGCCCCCCGGGAGCCUCUCCCCGCGCUGCGCGGGCACUCACGGGGCUCCAGCAGAUCAGCGAGUCGGUCUCGGGGUCCUCCACGAGCGUCCACAGCUUGCCCAGCCCCUCCGGAGGCAGCGAGGAGCUGUCGGAGAGCGAGGAGAGCGUUUAUUCCGGCCUGGAGGAUUCGGGAAGCGACAGCGAAUCCUCCGGGAAUGACCAGGAGGAGCAGGAGGAGGAGGAGGAGGAGGAGGAGGAGGAAGAAGCCCCUGGAAGCCCCUCGGCUCCCCAGACACAGGCCAAAGGGGCUCCCGGGAAGAGGAAAACCUUGGAAGACGAUUCCCCGUUGGAAGGGAAGCAGGAUUUGGUUGUCCACGAUGAGUACGAGGAAGACAGCUCGGAUGAGGAGGACAUCCGGAACACGGUGGGGAACAUUCCCAUGGAAUGGUACCAGGAUUUUCCGCACAUCGGGUACGACCUGGACGGGAAGAAGAUCUACAAACCCCUGCGGAGCAAGGACGAGCUGGACCUGUUCCUGGAGAAGAUGGAAAACCCGGAAUACUGGCGCACGGUGCAGGACCGGCAGACGGGGGCGGAGGUGCCGCUGUCGGAGGAGCAGCUGGAGCUGAUCCGGCGCCUGCAGCGCGGCCACUUCGGGGACGUCAACUUCGACCCCUACGAGCCGGCCGUGGAUUUCUUCAGCCACGAGGUGCGGAUCCACCCGGUGACCAACCGGCCCGCGGACAAACGGAGCUUCAUCCCUUCCCUGGUGGAGAAGGAGAAGGUCUCCAAGCUGGUCCACGCCAUCAAGAUGGGCUGGAUCCAGCCCCGGAAGCCCAAGGAAAACGUUCCCACGUUUUACGACCUGUGGGCUCAGGAGGAUCCCAACUCCGUGCUGGGCCGGCACAAGAUGCACGUCCCCGCUCCCAAAAUCCCGCUGCCGGGCCACGCCGAGUCCUACAACCCCCCCCCGGAAUUCCUGCUCAGCCCCGAGGAGAAGCUGGCCUGGGAGCAGCAGGAGCCGGCCGAGCGGCGCCUGAACUUCAUCCCGCAGAAAUUCCGGAGCCUGCGCGCCGUUCCCGCCUAUUCCCGCUUCAUCCACGAGCGCUUCGAGCGCUGCCUCGACCUCUACCUGUGCCCCCGGCAGCGCAAGAUGCGGGUCAACGUGGAUCCCGAGGAUCUCAUUCCCAAACUUCCCCGGCCGAGGGAUCUGCAGCCCUUCCCCACCACCCAGGCCCUGAUUUACCACGGCCAUUCCAGCCUGGUGCGGACCCUGAGCGUCUCCCCCAGCGGGCAGUGGUUGGUGUCAGGCUCCGACGACGGCACGGUGCGGUUCUGGGAGGUGAGCACGGCGCGCUGCCUCCGCACGCUUCCCGUCGGAUCCGUGGUCAAGAGCGUGGCCUGGAAUCCCAACCCCUCCCUCUGCCUGGUGGCCGUGGCCGUGGAUGAGCAGGUGCUCCUGGUGAAUCCGGGCCUCGGGGACCGGCUGCUGGUGGCGGCCACGGAUCAGCUCCUGGAUUCCUGGGAAGCUCCGGAGGAGGAGCGGAUCCAGCCGGUGCGGUGGAUCCCGGCCGGCCCCGAGGAGCGCGGGAAGGGGAUCCGGCUGCUGGUGCAGCACGACAAGCCGGUGACGCAGGUGACGUGGCACGGCAAGGGCGAUUACUGGGCCUCGGUGGUGCGGAACCCCGGCGGCCGGCAGGUGCUGAUCCACCAGAGCAGCCGGCGCUGGAGCCAGAAUCCCUUCCGGAAGAGCCCGGGAAUGAUCCAGUGCGUGCGCUUCCACCCGCUCCGGCCCUACUUCCUGGUGGCUUCCCAGCGAUCCGUGCGGAUCUACAACCUGCUCCGCCAGGAGCUCACCAAGAAACUCCAGAGCAACUGCCAGUGGAUCUCCAGCAUGGCCGUGCACCCCGGAGGGGACAACGUGAUCUGCGGGAGCUACGACAGCAAGCUGGCCUGGUUUGACCUGGACCUGUCCACGCGGCCCUACCGGCUGCUGCGGCACCACCGCCGCGCCGUGCGCUCGGUGGCGUUCCACCGGCGGUACCCGCUCUUCGCCUCCGGCUCCGACGACGGCUCCGUCAUCGUCUGCCACGGAAUGGUCUACAACGACCUGCUGCAGAACGCGCUGCUGGUGCCGCUGAAGGUGCUCAAGGGCCACAGCCCCCGCCUCGACCUCGGCGUCCUCGACGUCGCCUUCCACCCCCAGCAGCCCUGGCUCUUCUCCUCCGGCGCCGACGGCACCGUGCGCCUCUACACCUGACCGGGAUCCAGCCGGGAUCCAGCCGGGAUCCGCCGGGAUCCGCCGCCCGCGGAAUUCACCGCCCCCAAUAAAGGCUUCUUUGGGAUACGGUCCCGGGAUCUUCGUGUGCUGAAUUCCACGCUGUUCCCAUUCCCACAUCUCUCUCUCCCACGUUCCCUACACCUGCCGUUCCCAGGAUCCACUGGGAUCCAGUGGGAUCCGCCGCCUGCGGAAUUCACCGCCCUCAAUAAAGGCUUUUUUUGGGAUACAAUCCCGGGGUCUUUGUGUGCUGAAUUCCCCGAUGUUCCCAUUCCCACAUCUCUCUAUCCCACGUUUCAAACACCUGAGCCGUCCGCGGGGAUCCAGCGGGAUCCAGUGGGAUCCAACAGGAUCCGCCGCCUGCGGAAUUCACGGCCCUCAGUAAAGGCUUCUUUGGGAUACGGUGCCGGGGUCUUUGUGUGCUGAAUUCCACAAUGUUCCCAUUCCCAUCCCCACAUUCCCUACCCCUGACAUUCCCCGUGGGAAUCUGCCGGGAUCCAAUGGGAUCCGCUGGGAUCCAGUGGGAUCCACCGCCUGCGGAAUUCACCGCCCCCAAUAAAGGCUUUUUUUGGGAUACAAUCCCGGGGUCUUCGUGUGCUGAAUUCCACAGUGUUCCCAUUCCCACAUCUCUCUAUCCCACGUUCCCUACACCUGAGCUGCCCACGGGGAUCCAGCGGGAUCCAGCGGGAUCCAACAGGAUCCGCCGCCUCCGGAAUUCACGGCCCUCAGUAAAGGCUUCUUUGGGAUACGGUCCCGGGGUCUUUGUGUGCUGAAUUCCCCGAUGUUCCCAUUCCCACAUCUCUCUAUCCCACAUUGCAAACACCUGAGCCGUCCGCGGGGAUCCGCCGAGAUCCACAGAAUCCAGCGGGAUCCAGUGGGAUCCGCCGCCUGCGGAAUUCACCGCCCUCAAUAAAGGCUUCUUUGGGAUACGG
Molecule: messenger RNA, 3899 nt
Organism: Vidua macroura (Pin-tailed whydah)
Lineage: Eukaryota; Metazoa; Chordata; Aves; Passeriformes; Viduidae
Gene: BOP1
Product: BOP1 ribosomal biogenesis factor
Biological process (GO): maturation of LSU-rRNA from tricistronic rRNA transcript (SSU-rRNA, 5.8S rRNA, LSU-rRNA); ribosome biogenesis
Cellular component (GO): preribosome, large subunit precursor; PeBoW complex
Molecular function (GO): ribonucleoprotein complex binding; protein binding
Source: RefSeq, a predicted model, not a curated record